This is a messenger RNA of Chlorella variabilis, 2580 nucleotides long. RefSeq lists its product as hypothetical. Lineage: Eukaryota; Viridiplantae; Chlorophyta; Trebouxiophyceae; Chlorellales; Chlorellaceae. The record is from RefSeq and is a predicted model, not a curated record. The coding region runs from base 1 to 2580 and encodes 859 amino acids. The transcript is spliced from 14 exons.
AUGAAAUCCUGGCGCGAUAAGCUGGAGAAGUCGCUGAAGCAGCAAGUGCAACAGCAGGUGCAGCAGGCGGUGCAGCAGGCGCCCAGCGGCGCCAACAUGCUGGCGGCGGUGACGGCGGCGGCGGGCGGCACGGCCCCCGCCUCCUCCCUGCCGGCGCCAGCAGCGCCUAAGGAGGAGCAGCAGCAGCAGGGCGCCGAGCAGCAGCAGUACCUGCGGCUACCGGUGGAGAGCGCCAAGCGGCUGCGCUGGUUUGACCGUCAGGACAUCAACAUGCUCAUGCAGGUGCACCUGCGGGAGAAGCAGGAGCUGUUCGAGGCCAACAACGCGCUGCGGCAGGCGCUGCGGCGGCAGGGCGUGGGCGACGCGGCGCUGGAGGCUGAGCUGGCGCUGAUCAACCGCCAGGUGGACGCCAUGCGGGCGCAGGAGGGGGGCGUCAACCAAGUGCUGGUGCUGGCGGCGCAGGCUGAGCUGGAGCACUUGAAGGAGGCUCUGGAUUCAGCCCACCACGAGCUGCACCACAUGCGGCGGCAGCGCCUGCAGGCAGCCAGCUCCGGCGGCCUUGCCGGGCCGGCGGCGGCGGCGGCCCAGGCGACGGCGCCUCAGCAGGCGCCAGGCGAGCGCGUGUCCCUUCGCCUGAGCUGCACAGAGGAAGGCGUUGCAGUCAGGCUGGCGGUGCAGCCAGAGGCCGGCGCCGGCGCGGCAGGCGGCGGCGGACAGGGAGGCGCGGCGCUGCCCGCGGCGCUGGCAGCCCUGGUGCAGGCAGCCGGCGGCGGCGGCGGCGGCGGCGGCGGCGUGGAGCCUCAGCUGCUGCAGCAGGCGGCGGCGGCGCUGGCACAGCUUGCGGCCGCGCAGGGGGUGGCGCUGCCCGGGUUGCCGGGGUCGGCAGGGCACGGCGACGGCGGCGUCGCGUCGCCGACGGCGGCGGGCGAGGCGUCGCUGGCUGGCGCCAGCUGGCGGGAGCAGUGCACCACGCUGCAGCUGCAGGUGGGGCGCCUGCAGGCUGAGCUGGCGCAGGCAGAGCAGGACGCCUCUUUUGCUCGCGACUCUGCCGAACGAAAGGCGCAGGAGAUGCGCAAUCGCUUCCAGGAGGCGCAGCAGCGGCAGGGCGACCUUCUUCGGGUGGCUCAGGACAGCAGGCUGGAUGCGGAGUCGCGGUGCGAGGCCGCGGAGCGCAAGCUGCAGCUGGCUGAGGCGAGGGCGGGGCGGCUGGAGGGAGAGGUCAAAGACUUGAAGGCGGAGGUGCGGCGCGCGCACCAGGACACGAGGCUGCGGGAGAAGGAGGCGGCGGAUGCGGCGGCGCGCGCGGCGGCGGCCGAGGCGGCGGUGCAUCGCGCCAAGGGCGUCGCCGAGUCGGAUGCCAAGUCUCUCGAGGUGGUGGCGCAGCACCGGGCGCGCAUCGCGGAGCUGGAGGCGGCGGCGGCGCAGCACUCGCGCCAGCUGGCGGCGGCCCACCAGCAGCACGAGGCGCUGGAGGCGCAGCUGGCGGCGGCGCAGCUGGCGGCGGCGCGCGCGGCGGCCGAGGUGCAUGAGAUGGAGGAGGCGGUACACGAGCGGGACGCCAUGGCGGUACGCCUGUCCAUGCUGGAGGCGCGGCUGGACGACUCGCGCAUGCAGCACGGCCAGGCCGAGUCGUACCGCACACUGGCGCAGCAGAGCGAGGAGAAGCGGGCGAGGGCGGAGGACGAGCUGCUGACCACCGCAAGGCUGGCAUCCAGCCUCGAGUCGCGGCUGGCGGCGGCGGCGCGGGACAACGAGGCGCUGCGGCUGGAGGUGCAGGCCGCCGCGGCCCGCGUCAUUGCCGCGCAGCAGUCGGUCGCGCGGCUGGUGCAGGAGCGGUGGGAGGCGGCGGGGACCGACCGUGCGGCGUGGCCGCUGGCGGCGCAGGAGGAGAUUGAGAAUGUGGAGGCUCGCCUGGCCGCCAUGCACUCCGCGCUGAGGGAGGCGCAGGCGCAGCUGGGAGAGGUGCAGGCGGCGGCGGAGGCGCACCGCGCGGCGCGCGCCGCCGCCGAGCGCGCCGCCGCCUCGGCGCAGGACCGGCUGGAGCGGCAGCAGCGCGAGGCGGAGCAGCGGCUGCAGCGGCUGGAGGCCGCUGCCUCGGCGGCCUCGGUGCAGCUGGCGGAGUUCCGGGCGGCGCUGGCGGCAGCGGAGCGGGAGCGGGAUGCUCUGGCGGCAGAGAAGCGAGAGCGGGAGCGCGCGGGGCGGGAGGCGGCGGCUGCGGUGGCCGGCGCGCGGCGCCGCGCGGGCUCCGGCGCGCUGCCCGCGGCAGAGCCGGGGGCCGCGGGGCCGCUGCCCUCCCCCGGCGGCGGCCUGCUGUCGCCCGGGGGGCCCAACGGCGACGCGCCGCCGUCGCCGCUGCCGGCGGUGAAGCAGCGGGACGUGCUGGAAACGACAGACCUGCUGUACCUCAAAAACGUGAUGCUCAAGUUUAUUGAUGCGCACAUCAGUGGGCGCAGCCAGGAGUGCGAGGUGCUGCUGCCGGCUGUGGCCACGUUGCUGCGGGCUAGCCCUGCAGAGUAUCGGGUGCUGCGUGCCCACAUCAGGUCUGGAGCCAGCUGGCUGCCCUCCCUCUCGCUGUCAUAG